GCGCGGGGGGGCGGCUGGGGCCGGGCAGCAGAGCCGGUGCGUCCGGGCGGCGGCGGGGAGCCGUGCGGGGCCCGGGCCGGGGCCGGCAGGCAGAGCGGCGGCGGCGGGCGGCGCGGCAGGAAGGAUGGGCGAGCGUUGUGGUGCGGCGGUGGUGCGGGUGCUGGUGCUGCAGGCGGCCUGGGCGCUGUCGGGCGGGCAGGUGCGCUACUCGGUGCCGGAGGAAGCCAAGGCCGGCACGGUGGUGGGCCGUCUGGCGCAGGACCUGGGCCUGGAGGCGGGCGAGGCGGAGGCGCGGCGGCUGCGGCUGGUGGCGCCGGGCCGGCGGGCGAGCGUGGAGGUGAGCGGGGCGAGCGGCGCGCUGGUGGUGAGCUCGCGGCUGGACCGGGAGGAGCUGUGCGGCAAGAGCGCGCCGUGCGCGCUGCGCCUGGAGGUGCUGCUGGAGCGGCCGCUGCGCGUCUUCCAUGUGCAGCUGGAGGUCACCGACAUCAACGACAAUGCCCCCGUCUUCCCCGCCGCCCGGAAAAACCUCAGCAUCGCGGAAUUAUCUACAAUGCCCGGGUCUCGUUUCCCGCUGGAGGGCGCGUCGGAUGCGGAUAUCGGAGUAAACGCGCAGCUCACCUACACACUCAGCCCCAGCGAGCAUUUCUCUCUGGAUUUACAAAAAACGGAGGAGGACGGUGAGUCCUUAUUCCUGGUGCUCAGGAAAUCUCUGGACCGCGAGACGAUUCCCGUGCACCGGUUGGUGCUGACGGCGAGUGACGGGGGCCGGCCGUCUCUGACGGGGACAAUGGAGCUGGUGAUCUCUGUGCUGGAUGUGAACGACAACGCGCCCCAGUUCAACCAGUCUGUGUAUAAAGUGCAGCUGCCAGAAAAUGCAGAACGCGGCACCUUAGUCAUCAAACUAAAUGCCACGGAUUUAGAUGUAGGUUCAAACAGUAAUAUCUCGUAUUCUCUCGAGACUCUGUUUCCUCAGGAUGGAAAAGGCGUUUUCGGAAUCGACAGAAAAAGCGGAGAGAUUCGUCUCUUGAGUAAUUUAGAUUUUGAGGAAGUUAGUCUGUACCGCCUGCAAGUGGAUGCUACAGAUCAAGGAAAUCCUCCACUGUCGGGUCACUGCAAGGUGGUGCUGGAGGUAGUGGACGUGAACGACAACGCGCCAGAGGUGUGGGUGACGUCGCUGUCGGUGCCGGUGCCCGAGGACGCGUCGUUGGGGACGGUGGUGGCCCUGCUGAGCGUGUCGGACCGGGACUCGGGGGAGAACGGUCGCGUGCGGUGCUGGGUGUGGCCGGCGUCGCCGUUCGGUCUGGAGGCGACGUUCGCGGGCUCGUACUCGCUGGUGCUGCGCGAGGCGCUGGACCGGGAGCGGGUGUCGGAGUACGAGGUGGAGGUGCGUGCGGAGGACGGCGGGGCGCCGGCGCUGCGCGCCAGCCGCGGGCUGCGGGUGCCGGUGUCGGACGUGAACGACAACGCGCCCUUGUUCGCGCAGGCCGUGUACACGGUGCUGGCGCGGGAGAACAACGCGGCGGGCGCGGAGCUGGCGCGGCUGUGGGCGCGGGACCCGGACGAGGCGGCCAACGGGCGCGUCAGCUACUCGGUGUGGGACGGCGGCGUGGGCGUGGGCGUGGGCGGCGGCGCGGGGUCGUCGUCGGGUGGCAGCGGGUGGCGUCCGGCGUCGAGCUACGUGUCGGUGGACGCGGAGAGCGGGCGGCUGUGGGCGCUGCAGCCCUUGGACUACGAGGAGUUGCAGGUGCUGCAGUUCGAGGUGCGCGCGGUGGACGCGGGGGAGCCGCCGCUGAGCGGCAACGCCACGGUGCAGCUGUUCGUGCUGGACGAGAACGACAACGCGCCGGCGCUGCUGCCGCCCGCGGGCUCGGCAGCGGAGGCGGGCGGCGCGGCGGCGGCGGCGGAGGCGGCUUUGGCGCUGGCGGGGGCGGGCUCGGAGUCGGGCACGCUGUGGGCGUGGGCGGCGUGGGGCGCGCCCGCGGGCCAGGUGGUGGCCAAGAUCCGCGCCGUGGACGCCGACUCGGGCUACAACGCGUGGCUGCGCUACGAGCUGUGGGAGCCGCGGGGCAAGGGCCCGUUCCGCGUGGGGCUCUACAGCGGCGAGGUGAGCACGGCGCGGGCGCUGGACGAGGCGGACGGGCCUCGCCAGAGGCUGCUGAUCGUCGUGCGCGACCACGGCGAGCCGGCGCGCUCGGCCACGGCCACGCUCAGCGUGUCGCUGCUCGAGGCCGCCGAGGCGGCGCUGGCCGCGGGCUCCUCCUCGUCGUCGUCGUUGUCGGCGGUGUCGCGCUCGGCGGCGGGCGUGGAGCUCGGGGCCGGGGCGGCGAGCGCGGCCACCAACGUGUGGCUGGUGGUGGCCAUCUGCGCCGUGUCCAGCCUCUUCCUGCUGGCCGUGGUGCUGUACGCGGCGUCGCGCUGGGCGCCGCGGGCGGCCGUGCUCUCGGGGCCCGGGCCCACGACGCUCGUGUGCGCCAGCGAAGUGGGCAGCUGGUCCUACUCGCAGCGCCACAGCCGCAGCCUGUGCGUGGCGGACGGCGCUGCCAAGAGCGACCUCAUGGUUUUCAGCCCCAACUUCCCUCCGCCGCCGCCCGCUCCUGCAGCCAAGGACACGCAGCCGGAGCCCUCCGCUCUCCUCGACACGGUCAGUGGCAAUACCUUGCUCAACCUUAUUUCUUCUCUAUUUAUUCUGCCUCUUUUUUUCUGUGCCCUGGGCAGUCGGUGCUGUGAUCCAGGCCAAAUUGCCGCAGCCCGAAGGCAUGUGUGCUUGACAGGUGCUUGGGAAAUCAAAGGCACCUUUGUAACUGUCGCAGGGUCCUGCCUGAGUCCCAGAACUCCUCCUGAUGGCACGGGUAACCUUGCCAGUGAAAACAUGUGUCGCUGCACCCCUUUUCUGUUACUGUCCGCAGCUGAGGUGUCUUGGCGUGGACAUGAAUUUCUUCCCCCUUAGAUGAAGUCACUUUUCUAAGGAGUCCGCUUUACAGAUAAUGCUCUUGCGGUCCGGUAUAUAGUGUUUUCUCCGAGGUUUUUUGUAGGUCCGCAGAAGUAGGGGGCUAUUCUCUGAACAGACACCCAGGUACUGUGUACUGCCUUCUUGCCUUUGUAGAGUGCUAACUUGGGCGAUAUCACCUCUGGUUUCUUCUCUGUCCUCAUCCUGUGUUAUUUUCCUCUACAAGAUUUGUGGAGCCAGCUGGACUUGUGGUCUAAUAUAUUUUCAAUCGGCAGAGUGUUAUUUCUCCAUUUUGGCUGGUCCCACAGAGUCAUUGUGAAAACUCGGAGGGUGUUCUGGAGCAGUGGGAAGACUUGUCUGAUGGAACUGGAAACAAUUUGUAAAAUGAUGGUCCAU
Zonotrichia leucophrys gambelii is the source of this 3343-nucleotide messenger RNA. RefSeq names its product protocadherin alpha-3-like. Gene Ontology annotation, molecular function: calcium ion binding. The transcript has a single exon. Lineage: Eukaryota; Metazoa; Chordata; Aves; Passeriformes; Passerellidae. The coding region runs from base 125 to 2947 and encodes 940 amino acids. The record is from RefSeq and is a predicted model, not a curated record. Gene Ontology annotation, biological process: homophilic cell-cell adhesion. Gene Ontology annotation, cellular component: plasma membrane.